Molecule: messenger RNA, 2958 nt
Organism: Homo sapiens (human)
Lineage: Eukaryota; Metazoa; Chordata; Mammalia; Primates; Hominidae
Gene: RRP1
Product: ribosomal RNA processing 1
Exons: 13
Coding region: 54-1439 (461 amino acids)
Biological process (GO): positive regulation of DNA-templated transcription; rRNA processing
Cellular component (GO): nucleolus; preribosome, small subunit precursor
Source: RefSeq, marked reviewed
AGUGUGCUGGGUACCAGGCGACUCCGGGACAGGGGGUCUCGGCCGUCGGCGUCAUGGUUUCGCGCGUGCAGCUCCCGCCUGAGAUCCAGCUGGCUCAGCGCCUGGCGGGGAAUGAGCAGGUGACCCGGGACCGGGCGGUGAGGAAGCUCCGGAAAUACAUCGUCGCCAGGACUCAGCGGGCCGCAGGUGGUUUUACGCACGACGAGCUGCUGAAGGUGUGGAAAGGACUGUUUUAUUGCAUGUGGAUGCAGGACAAGCCACUCCUCCAGGAAGAAUUAGGAAGGACUAUUUCCCAGCUCGUUCAUGCUUUUCAGACCACGGAGGCGCAGCACCUGUUCCUUCAGGCCUUCUGGCAGACCAUGAAUCGCGAGUGGACGGGCAUUGACAGGCUGCGCCUGGAUAAAUUCUACAUGCUCAUGCGGAUGGUCCUGAACGAGUCCUUGAAGGUUCUGAAGAUGCAAGGCUGGGAAGAAAGACAGAUCGAGGAGCUGCUAGAGCUGCUGAUGACUGAGAUCCUGCACCCCAGCAGCCAGGCCCCCAACGGUGUGAAGAGCCACUUCAUCGAGAUCUUCCUGGAGGAGCUGACCAAAGUGGGCGCCGAGGAGCUUACGGCAGACCAGAACCUGAAGUUCAUCGACCCCUUCUGCAGAAUUGCUGCCCGGACCAAGGAUUCCUUGGUUUUGAACAACAUCACUCGAGGCAUCUUUGAGACGAUUGUGGAGCAGGCCCCGCUUGCCAUUGAAGACCUCCUGAAUGAACUGGACACACAGGAUGAGGAGGUGGCGUCGGACAGUGAUGAGUCCUCUGAGGGUGGUGAGCGUGGAGACGCGCUGUCCCAGAAGAGGUCUGAGAAGCCGCCCGCAGGCUCCAUCUGCAGGGCUGAACCUGAGGCUGGUGAGGAGCAGGCAGGUGACGACAGGGACAGUGGCGGCCCCGUUCUCCAGUUUGACUACGAGGCAGUUGCUAACAGACUGUUUGAAAUGGCCAGCCGCCAGAGCACCCCUUCUCAGAACAGAAAGCGUCUCUACAAAGUGAUCCGGAAGCUGCAGGACCUGGCAGGAGGCAUUUUCCCUGAAGAUGAGAUCCCAGAGAAGGCCUGCAGGCGCCUGCUUGAAGGGAGGCGGCAGAAGAAGACGAAGAAGCAGAAGCGUCUGCUCAGGUUGCAGCAGGAGAGAGGGAAAGGUGAGAAGGAGCCCCCGAGCCCGGGCAUGGAGAGGAAGAGGAGCAGGAGGAGGGGUGUAGGGGCCGACCCCGAGGCGCGGGCAGAGGCUGGUGAGCAGCCAGGCACAGCUGAGCGGGCCCUGCUCCGAGAUCAGCCCAGGGGCCGUGGCCAGAGAGGGGCUCGCCAGAGAAGGAGGACACCUCGGCCCCUGACCAGUGCCCGAGCAAAGGCGGCCAAUGUCCAGGAGCCGGAGAAGAAGAAGAAACGCAGGGAGUGAUGUGGCCGGGCCAAGGACAGGCAGGGAGGGAGGCCAGGCCUCGCUUGCACCGCGGGACGAGGCUGACCGGGCUGUUCUGUAGACUCAGGACCGUGGCUCCAGAACUCCUGUGCCAGGCGGGAGGGAAGGGCGGCACUGGAGAGAUGGGCCCAUCAUUAGGGGCCAGCAUCCCAGGAACUGGACCUUUCCCCAGAGCCUCCGCCUGUGGCUGUGAUGACCUUGGGCCAGAAGGUCAAACUCCGAAGACUGAAACUCUGCCUGCAGCAGGACUGGCCGCCCCUGCUGUGGGGGGUUCAGAAAAUAAAAUGCCGCGCAGCCCUUGCCAGGGGAAGUGUCGCUUCAGGUGUGUCCUACGGACGUGUGGGAGGUGGCAGGCGCCAGCCUCCGAGCAGUGUGGUGGUUUAUAUUCAUGUUUGUGGAAAAAUCUUGCAAGACAUUUCUCCUUUCACAGAACUGCCCAGGUGUUAACAGGGCUGUCUGGACGGGGCUCUUUUGCUUCCCCCUCAAUCUGGGGUCUAGAGUUGUGCAAGGAAUUCAGCUCCAGUAAGGCCUGGAUUGCCCGGGGUGAGCGUGUGUGUGGUGGGAAGACCUGGCUUCCGCGAGAGCCUUGUUCCUGGAGGCAGGAGCGCCCCGCCAUCCUGGGUACCCGCGGGUCCGCAGGCUGCGCACCUCUUUCCCUCAGCCAGGUCACCCUCAGCGUCCUCCCUGCCCCUCUCCCCUUCACACCUGCUGGAGCCUGUGAGGGAGGUGGCGGGUCCCCACUGUGGCGACGGAGAGCUGACAGUAGCCCAGGGCUUUCCACCUGCAUGGAACAAGGGCCUGUCUGCCGCCAGCGCUGUGGCCACAGCCUGCAUAGGUGACAAGGGGCCGCUGCGUUGGGUUUUGCCCGCAUCUUCUGUUCCAUGGGUGCCCAGCCAGCCAGGCCGUGUGGGAUCCAGCGAGAGGCCAGGGCUUGGAGUGGGCCUGGGACCAGGAAGGACCUCUAGGCUGUGGCUGGCCUUGUGCAGACCCUGGACUGCAUCCGGUUCCCCAAAGCCCUGCUGCAUUCGAGUGUCCCCCAACCCCGGGCAGGUGGCACCUGGUGACACCUCCUUCAGUCCCACUCAGCUGGGCGGCCGGGGCAGGCUUAGGGCACAGUUAGGGGCCAAGGAGAGGGAAGGCCAGGGCCCCUGUUCUAGGGGUUAGGGUUCUUUCCCCAAAGGAACUUAAAAAGACAAGCGUGGCCAGGCACAGUGGCUCACACCUGUAAUCCCAGCACUUUGGGAGGCCGAGGUGGCCAGAUCACCUGAGGUCAGGAGUUUGAGACCAGACUGACCAACAUGGAGAAACCCCAUCUCUACUAAAAUACAAAAUUAGCCAGGCGUGGUGGCACAUGCCUGUAAUCCCAGCUACUCGGGAGGCUGAGGCAGGAGAAUUGCUUGAACCUGGGAGGCAGAGGUUGUGGUGAGCUAAGAUCACGCCAUUGCACUCCAGCCUGGGCAACGAGAGGGAAACUCUGUUUCAAAAAAAAAAAAAAAAA